Messenger RNA from Colletotrichum paranaense, 2190 nucleotides. RefSeq lists its product as uncharacterized. The record is from RefSeq and is a predicted model, not a curated record. The coding region runs from base 1 to 2190 and encodes 729 amino acids. The transcript is spliced from 5 exons. NCBI's taxonomy places the organism in Eukaryota, Fungi, Ascomycota, Sordariomycetes, Glomerellales, Glomerellaceae.
AUGCAGGAAACGUCACCUGAAAUGCGACCAGACCACACCAAGGUAGCGGUUCUUCGCUGGGUUCUAGUAAACGGUCCAGAUGACUUAAGCACGGCUGUUCCUCCUGCAAACGAAGCUACGCAGUAUUCUCGGCGUUACCUAUAUUCUGGAAGGAGAACAGAUGAUCUGAGAAAGGUGAUGAGUAUUUCUCUCGUUGCGAGCUUGCCUUCUACUGUCAACGAAGCCAUUUCCAAAAUCGAGAACGAGGCCAAAUCAGUGGAAUCUAGGGAGGAAAUGGAGAUUGCUAUUGGUCCUUUCAAUGUGUUUCACGGAGUAUAUCAAGUUCCGGACGGAGAGUCUGAAGUCGGUCUAGGUGCGAAGACAAGCAUCCCAGUGGUGGAGGAACGCGCUGUCGACAAAUGCGACAACCUGUCUUUUCCGGAAGGCACCGUCUCACCAUCGAAUCUGGGCAAGUCUAUGCGAGCCACUGAUUUCGCAACGGCCGAUGUCGCCGGAAGCUGCGAUCUCAUUCUGAAUGAUCUAACCGUGUCUGACGCUCUUGAAGAGCUUCUCUCGAGCUCUCUAGAAGUCCUUCAAUGGGGGGACUUGUUCACCUGGAAUGCCGAAGUGAACCAUUCUCCCCUUCCGGGCUACUCCAUUGACGAAGUUUCAUGUUCCAACCAUGGACCACACACUAUCCUAGACGAUUGGACAAUCGGUGAAACGAUCAACCAGCAGAUGACGGAAACUCGAGGGUUCAGCAGUGUACGGCCUAGUGUCUUUCCAGAGCUGAACGAUGAUCUAGUUGCGGAUGCUCCGAUACUUUUGAAACACUUUUACGAUGAAGUCAUAAACCAAAUGGGCUCGCUACCGAUCAACGAGAAGUCUGCGUGGAGGAUUUUGAAUUUUCCUUCUGCCAUCGUCACACUGAGCCAGCUUACUAUCCUUAAACUACCCAGUCAUGGUAUUCGACACGCCAACUUGUCGAACCUUUAUGCCCUCAUCGCGGUAUCCGCAUUCCAUCUUUCACUCAAUUCAAAGAGCUUCCCAGAGAUGAAGAAACCUGAAGGGUACUGGAAACGUCUAUCUGAGAGGACAUAUGAUUGUGCCAAGUUCCACCUGAAGCUCAGCUUGGAGGAGGAGUCUGCCACUCCAAAGAAAGCCAAGUACAAAGAACAACUGAUGGCCGCCGCAGCUAUUCUUGCAACCGCCUUAUUAUCUGGUAACGAACAAGAUACAUGUCGAUAUCUUGUAGAAAUGGAGAGGCUAAUCCGUACUCGCGGGUUGCGAAAGUCAAAGCUAUCACGUCGAGCACGACUGUUACACAACAUUUACGCCUGGAUGAGGAUAGUCUCGGAAAGCACUAAAACUUUUCACGAUGAAGCACCAGUACUCGAUCCAAUUGGCAUCAACGAUGGUUGGGUCACCGCUCAAGACCAUGUUCCUGCGCACGAUCAGUCUCAAGCUGGAAUAGCGUCGUUCAGGCCAGCUAUUUCAAGCGCAGAGCAACUGAGAAAGGUUUACCCAGAAAUUACCCUGGAUAACUUCCUCCACUUGGAACCACUCCAGCUUCAUCCCGACACCACUUCCCACAAUAUCAUCAACGAUGACAUGACGGAUACCAACAAAGACAUACAUCUAGCAACUUCGAUACAGGAUCAGGAAGACAUGUAUAUGCAGAUAUACGGAGUGCCCGAAACCUGGCUGAGACUUGUGUCCCAGAUUACACGACUAGCUAAUGUUAUGGACCAUCUUGCGCCAAAUGAAAGCCAACUUGACGCCAUCAAGAUGGCAGCACUACAACCAAAGGCGUCCUAUCUAGAAGAAGCUGUGUGUGCCUUCAAAUCAAGAUACCACGGACAGUACGAGCAAGAUUUGAAUACCGAGAAGCCUCACGUACAUAUGGUGCGGGCAUUAUGCCCGGCCUUGAUGAUUUUUUUCUAUCGCAGGAUCCGGAACAUCAAUCCCAUGCUGCUUCAAGAAAGUGUCGAUGAGGUGAUGGAGGCGUUGGAAGGAUUUGAUGAUGCUUUGAGUCGAAAUGAGUUGCUCGGGCCAGGCACAGCUUGGCCAGCUUUCAUUGCUGGUGCAGAAGCAACGAAACCAGAGAGGAGGGCGCAGUUCAGCUCUUGGCUAAACAGAGCCUACACUAAGUCAGGAUGGAAAGGCUAUUGUGUGUCGAGUGAAGUUUUGUGUGAGACAUUUGCAGGGUGA